This is a messenger RNA of Lactuca sativa (garden lettuce), 1883 nucleotides long. The record is from RefSeq and is a predicted model, not a curated record. NCBI's taxonomy places the organism in Eukaryota, Viridiplantae, Streptophyta, Magnoliopsida, Asterales, Asteraceae.
GAGACUAUAUCCAGAAACUCUUAUGGUCGGUUUAACACUAGAUUGCACAAGUAACAACACUAGUCAGCCGGAAGUCGUCCGAUCAUCAGCGGGAACCUGUUUCAUUUUGUUCAUGGCAUACACUUCAAUUCAAUUCAUAAGAAGCAAUAUGAAACCACAGUCACUAUCUUAUCUUCAACAAUGGAUCCGCUUUAACAACUGGAGCAGUGUCGUGUUUUUAUUGCUGCUAGUUUUCUUGGAGGUUACUGAAUCACAGUUCUUGGUUAAGACUCUGCCAGGUUUGCCUGGCGAUCUUCCUUUCACACUCGAAACUGGUUACAUUGGGGUAGGAGAAUAUGAUGAGGUGCAACUAUUUUACUAUUUCGUUGAGUCAGAAGGAAACCCAAAAGACGACCCUCUCAUGCUUUGGCUUACAGGAGGGCCUGGCUGUUCUGGUCUUUCUGGCCUUUUGUAUGAAAUAGGCCCGUUCACUAUUAACUAUGUAAAUUCCACUGUGGAGAACGUAAUGCUCGAGAUAAACCCUCACAGUUGGACAAAGGCUGCCAACAUUAUAUUUCUUGAUCAACCUGCCGGGUCUGGAUUCUCCUAUGCAAAAACUCCCGAAGCUUAUAUAACAAAUGAUACAUUAUCAACAGUGCAGAUUUACCAUUUUCUAAGGAAGUGGCUUGUGGACCAUCCUACAUUUCUGAAAAAUCCAUUAUAUAUUUGUGCCGAUUCCUACUCUGGCCUAGUGGUGCCAAUGAUUCUUUUGGAAAUAUAUAACGGUAAUGAAGUUGGAGAAGGGCCACAGAUCAACAUCAAAGGGUAUGUGAUUGGUAAUCCUCUAGCAGACACAAAUGGUGACUACAAUUCAAGAAUACCAUUUGCUCAUCGUAUGGCACUUUUAUCAGAUGCAAUCUACAAUUCAACUAAAGAAACUUGUCAUGGAGAGUACUUAAAUGUGGAUCCCAACAAUACUCGAUGUGUACAUGAUCUUCAAGUGGUAGAUAAGUUCCUUGAAGGAAUUUGCAUGCCCCACAUUUUAGAGCCAGUUUGUGACACUUCAAAUGCCUUAAAAUUUCAUCUCUUCAAGACGGACUUAAGAUCUCUUGACAAAACUUCUGCGGAUGUUCCUCGACUUCAGAAACAAUGGUGUCGUGAUGACAACUAUGUGUACUCCUCAAUAUGGGCUAACAGAAGAGAUGUGCAAGAGGCUCUUCACAUUCCUGAGGUUUGUAGCUCACAACGAGUUCUAUUACUCAUAUUCAACUUGAUCAUAUAUGAUACUUUUCAUGGUCACCAGGAGUUAAAUGGAAUCGAGUGGGUACGAUGCAAUGAAACCUUGGUUUUUAGUACUGAUACGGAACCAAUAUCUUACACGCACAAUGUCAUAAGUGCAGUUUCUUAUCAUCGAAAGCUUAUUGAUAAACAUUGUCGAGCUCUUGUAUAUAGUGGAGAUCAUGACAUGGUUAUUCCAUAUAUGGCUACGAUUAACUGGAUUGAAUCGUUAAAUCUAUUAAUUGUGAAUGAUUGGAGACCUUUUUUUGUUGAUGAACAAGUAGCCGGAUACACCAUGAAAUACUCAAACAAGAACUACAACUUGACAUAUGCUACUGUAAAGGGAGGAGGCCAUACAGCUCCGGAGUAUAAACCUAAAGAAUGUUUAAGCAUGCUUAUGAGGUGGCUUGAUAAUGGCAUUCUUUAAGUAACAAUCAUAUAGUUAACGUUUAAUUUCUAUGUUGUAUGCAUCCACACUUAUUUUGUACUUUCUAUAAUGAAAUUUCAACAAAUUUUCUUAAUUUGAUUAUCCUAAUUUUGUUCUAUAUAUAAUUUCUUUUUUUUUCAUUGUAAAUUCACCUUUUAUUAAUAAUGAAACUUAGCCUUCUUUGGCUCGAAAUUUUCAA